Molecule: messenger RNA, 830 nt
Organism: Carya illinoinensis
Lineage: Eukaryota; Viridiplantae; Streptophyta; Magnoliopsida; Fagales; Juglandaceae
Product: basic proline-rich protein-like
Exons: 3
Coding region: 188-583 (131 amino acids)
Source: RefSeq, a predicted model, not a curated record
GAUAAGUUCUGCUCGGAUCAAAGGGACACAGGCAUGUAAUAUAGACUUGAUGUAUUUGUGAGAAUAUUCAUGAGGCUGCAAAUGCUGCUGAUCCAGUCCUUAAAUUCUGAGCCGGGAAAGCCGAUUAAAUUGAAUACAGAGCAAGUUUUUACUGCAUCGGCUGGGGUGUUGGACUUUCAGGAAUUGAAUGAGACCACCGCCUCCUGGUGGACCGGGUGGUCCAGGUGGGCCUCCUGGACCUGGACCUGCCGGCCCUCCGGCUCCAUGGCCUAGACCGCCGGGCUUUGUGGAUGGCUUGUUCAGUGGAUUAUGCAGCACCAUAUCUUCUUGUUUCUACUUUAUAUGUUGUUGUUGGUUGUUACAAGAUUGCUUUGGUAGUCCACCUGGCCCUCCGGCAGGCCCACCAGCUCCUCCUCCCAAUUCUACUGGGCCACCUCCUCCACUUGGUCCCCUCGGACCGCCUCCGCCUUCACCUCCUGGGCCUCCGUUGGCACCACUUGGUCCACCUGCACCGCUUGGACCUCCUGGACCCCCUGGUGCCCCAUUUGGUCCACCCGGACCUCCUGGACCACCACCUCCUUAACGUUAUAAAUUUCAUGUAUUAAAUUUCUAUGCAUAUGUAUCCAAAUAUAUAGUCAUUGAACUACUCGUUUUUCAAUUUCACUCUUGUUAAGGGUGAUAGAUGUUCGCUCAUGGCAUGUAAUGGUAAAAUCUAUAUAACAAAAAAUGUAUUCUAUAGAUAAAAAUGCAACAAAAAAUGUUAAUCCAACUAAGAAUCCAUUUUGGUCUUUUUGGAAUACAUACAUCUAUGCAAUGGUAGUUGUGAAUUA